Messenger RNA from Aureobasidium namibiae CBS 147.97, 1548 nucleotides. Its product is annotated as putative cytochrome P450 monooxygenase. Gene Ontology annotation, molecular function: monooxygenase activity; heme binding; oxidoreductase activity, acting on paired donors, with incorporation or reduction of molecular oxygen. Bases 1 to 1548 code for a protein of 515 amino acids. The transcript has a single exon. Lineage: Eukaryota; Fungi; Ascomycota; Dothideomycetes; Dothideales; Saccotheciaceae. The record is from RefSeq and is a predicted model, not a curated record.
AUGUUUACAUUUCUGUUAGGCAUAUCUGCAGUCUUUGCGGGUCUUCUGGUUCUCGUUGCUAAAUGGACAUUCGAUUACUUCCGAGAUGUCAAGGGCCUGAGAAGGUACCCGAACAUGCACUUGUUCUCCGGCAUCUCGAGUCUUCCUUUCAUGCUGCUUUCCGAGAAGGGUUUUCGAUCGAAAAAGCUACACGAGCUACACAUCUCCGGUAUGCCUGUUGUCAGAGUCGGACCUAAUUCUCUCUCGUAUGGUGACGUCAGAGCUAUCAAAGACAUCUACGGACAUAACACCAAAUGUACAAAGGAUGGACAAUACGUCGUCACGGCUGGCACACAUUACCAUCUGGCCGACGUAGUCGACAAGAAGGAGCAUCAACGGAAGCGCAAGGUCCUUUCCUCAGCCUACGCUCUGAAGAAUCUCGAAGAAUGGGAGUUCAAAGUUGCAGACAAGACCACCCGCCUAAUCAACCAGAUGGACAAGCGAUGCAGUGAUCACGGUCAUAAUGAAAUCGUCGACUACAAGCCUUGGCUGAACUACUUCACACUGGAUGCUAUUGCCGACAUUGGUCUCAGCCAUCGUCUCGGCUUCCUUGACCGAGGUGAUGAUCGCACGACAUCGCUUCGUUUAGACGGUUCCAGCUUCGAGUCGAGUUUUCGCGAAUGUCUUUAUGCAAACUCGCAAGCAAAUUCGGUCAUGGGCUAUUGCUAUGACUACUACAAGCAAUUAGUCAAGCUUAGCAAGUGGCUUCCGCACUAUAAUCGUUUGUGGAAGCUUAACGAAGGUUGGGACGGUAUCGUCUUGAACCUCACAACAGAGCGCUUAAAGCGCUACCAAUCGGGCGAGAAGCUCGAUGACUUCUUUACAGCCAUGAUGCACGACAAAAAUGGUGUUGCCAACAACCUCGAGUUUGGAGAAAUCGCCGCCGAAGUGUCUAUCAUGAUGAACGCUGGAUCGACGACGACUGCAAUCGCAAUGGCGAAUGUCAUGUACAUGCUUCUCAAGAACCCGGAAUACAUGGAGAAACUUCGCGAUGAGAUUGACCACGUGUUUGACGAGGACGAGGUAGUCGCAUCUUAUGAGAAGGUCAAGUACCUGCCAUACCUACGCGCUUGCCUUGACGAGUCGCUACGCAUCUUCCCACCUACAUCUCAUGGUCUCACUCGCACGACACCACCUGAAGGAGCUUUCAUCUGCGGCGAAUUCGUCCCUGGAGAUACUAGCGUGUCAAUCUCUGCCUUUGUUGCUCAUCGCGACCCUAAUAUCUUCCCGGAUCCCGAGAGCUACAAGCCCGAACGUUGGCUAGGCGAAGCAGGGAAAGACCUGGGACAAUAUUUCAUCGCUUUCUCUGCCGGCGCAAGGGGUUGCAUCGGACGCAACAUCUCGUAUCUCGAGCAAACAGUGGUUCUGACCAGUAUGAUACACAGGUACGAGUUCAGUCUGGUGGAUCCAGCAUUUGAGCCGGAGAGACACGAGUGGAACAACUUGCAUCUUUCGGAGUUGCCGGUAAGAAUUCGGAGGAGAUGUCACAACAGAUCGCCUGGAAAGUAG